GUGAGCACUGAGCACCCUGCAGUCUUCGUAGCAGCCCCUGUUUGUUUAAGUGUGUCGUAGCCAAAAACCCAAAAGCCAGACACCGAAUAAAACCCUAAAAGAACUCCAUUUUCACUGUAAAAAUGAGCAUUAAAGCCAUGGAUUUUUCUCUCAGAAUCAACCCAUCCAUUUGCUUUACUCAAAACCCACCAAAACCUUCCUCCAAGCUUAGGUUUCUCACUGUUAGAUGCUCUCUCCCUCUCACCUCUGACGAUGCCGCCACUGGGUUGGCGGAGAGGCCAUGGAAGGUUGCGGAUGCUAGGCUGGUUCUUGAAGAUGGUUCUAUUUGGAAGGCUAAAUCUUUUGGUGCCUCUGGAACCCAAGUUGGUGAAGUGGUUUUCAACACUUCUUUAACAGGGUAUCAGGAAAUUCUAACAGAUCCUAGUUAUGCUGGUCAGUUUGUCCUGAUGACCAAUCCACAUAUUGGCAAUACCGGAGUAAAUUUUGAUGAUGAAGAAUCGAGGCAGUGCUUUCUUGCCGGUCUGGUGAUCAGAAGUCUAAGUAUAACUACUUCGAAUUGGAGAUGUGCGGAAACCCUUGGUGAUUAUUUAGCAGAAAGAAAUAUAAUGGGAAUUUACGAUGUUGACACGCGCGCAAUAACCCGCAGAUUGAGGCAAGAUGGAAGUCUUAUUGGGGUUUUGAGCACUGAACAAUCUAGAAGUGAUGAGGAACUUUUGGAAAUGUCACGUUCCUGGGACAUUGUGGGAAUUGAUUUAAUAAGUGGCAUUACUUGUAAUGCCCCUUAUGAGUGGGUUGAUAAAACAAAAUCAGAUUGGGACUUCAACUCCAAUGGAAGAGAUCAGGAAACUUACAGAGUCGUUGCCUAUGAUUUUGGGAUCAAGCAUAAUAUACUUCGGCGCUUAGCAUCUUAUGGCUGUAAAAUCACUGUUGUCCCGUCCACUUGGCCAGCUGCUGAAACCCUUAAAGUGAAGCCAGAUGGAGUUCUUUUCAGCAACGGUCCUGGAGAUCCAUCUGCAGUUCCUUAUGCUGUAGAAACAGUAAAGGAAAUACUGGGAAAAGUUCCUGUUUUUGGAAUUUGCAUGGGCCAUCAGUUACUUGGGCAGGCUUUGGGUGGUAAAACCUUUAAGAUGAAGUUUGGUCACCAUGGAGGAAAUCAUCCCGUUUGCAACCUUCGCAAUGGUCGUGUUGAGAUUAGUGCUCAGAACCACAACUAUGCAGUUGAUCCAGCAUCACUCCCGGAGGGAGUAGAAGUGACUCAUGUUAAUCUUAAUGAUGGAAGCUGUGCUGGUUUAGCUUAUCCUGCUUUAAAUGUUAUGUCUCUUCAAUACCAUCCCGAAGCAUCCCCAGGGCCUCAUGAUUCAGAUUGUGCUUUUAGAGAAUUCAUAGAGCUUAUGAAAUCAACAAAACAAGCUGCUUGAAGGAAUCUGUAGUGUCCCAUUGUUAGAAGGAUGGCAACAUCUUAGAAUGGGCUUCUUCUGAGAUAUUGUUUGGUCGGUAUUUGCUUUGUUUUAAAAAUGUCAAAAUUUAUUACUUUUUUAACUUGUUAAAAAUUUAUUUAAAAAUAUGUGACACACUAGAUAUAAGUGUGGAUCCAAAUGAAUCAAUAAAUGCAUGACAAUCUUUCAAUA
This is a messenger RNA of Gossypium raimondii (Peruvian cotton), 1628 nucleotides long. RefSeq names its product carbamoyl-phosphate synthase small chain, chloroplastic. Gene Ontology annotation, biological process: L-arginine biosynthetic process; 'de novo' pyrimidine nucleobase biosynthetic process; L-glutamine metabolic process. Lineage: Eukaryota; Viridiplantae; Streptophyta; Magnoliopsida; Malvales; Malvaceae. Gene Ontology annotation, molecular function: carbamoyl-phosphate synthase (glutamine-hydrolyzing) activity. Gene Ontology annotation, cellular component: carbamoyl-phosphate synthase complex; cytoplasm. The record is from RefSeq and is a predicted model, not a curated record. Bases 123 to 1418 code for a protein of 431 amino acids. The transcript is spliced from 10 exons.